Messenger RNA from Phyllostomus discolor (pale spear-nosed bat), 2446 nucleotides. It is a transcript of the gene KLHDC1, whose product is annotated as kelch domain containing 1. Gene Ontology annotation, molecular function: protein binding. The transcript has 13 exons. The coding region runs from base 216 to 1436 and encodes 406 amino acids. The record is from RefSeq and is a predicted model, not a curated record. NCBI's taxonomy places the organism in Eukaryota, Metazoa, Chordata, Mammalia, Chiroptera, Phyllostomidae.
ACUAGUCAGACCCCCGGCCUCCCUCACUGGCGUGGCCGCUCCAGGCUCGGCCUCUCCGGUGGCUGCAGGACGGCGCAGACGCACUGCUUCCGCCUUCCUCCAAUCUCGACCCUCGACGCGUUCCGUUCGUGCGUGGAGGAACCGGGCGGGCGGAGAGGCAUCUCCGUGGGCCGGGGCUGCGGGGUGUGGAGCGGGUCGGCCCAGCGACGGCGCGGAUGGAGGACUCGCAGGUGUUCUGCGUGGCCGAGGAGCGCAGCGGCCACUGCGCCGUGGUGGACGGAAACUUCCUCUACGUGUGGGGGGGCUACGUGUCUAUUGAAGACAAUGAAGUAUAUUUGCCUAAUGAUGAAAUUUGGACCUAUGAUAUUGAUAGUGGGUUGUGGACAAUGCACCUCAUGGAAGGAGAACUCCCUACCUCCAUGUCAGGAAGUUGUGGUGCUUGCAUUAAUGGAAAGCUGUACAUUUUUGGAGGAUAUGAUGACAAAGGAUACAGCAAUCGACUUUAUUUUGUUAAUUUGCGAACCAGAGAUGGAACCUACAUUUGGGAAAAAAUCACCAAGUUUGCAGGAAAACCACCCACACCACGUGAUAAACUUUCUUGCUGGGUGUAUAAAGACAGAUUAAUAUAUUUUGGUGGCUAUGGGUGUAGGAGACACAAUGAACUCCAAGACUGUUUUGAUGUUCAUGAUGCAUCUUGGGAAGAGGAGAUAUUCUGGGGAUGGCAUAAUGAUGUUCAUAUAUUUGACACAAAGACAAAGAGUUGGCUUCAACCAGAAAUUAAAGGUGGAGCUCCCCCACAGCCACGGGCCGCGCAUACCUGUGCAGUUCUUGGAAAUAAGGGCUAUAUCUUUGGUGGACGUGUUUUGCAAACUAGGAUGAAUGAUUUGCAUUACCUGAACUUAGAUACCUGGACUUGGUCUGGAAGGAUUUCAAUUAAUGGAGAAAACCCUAAACAUCGAUCAUGGCAUACUUUAACACCAAUAGCUGAUGAUAAACUUUUCCUGUUUGGUGGACUAAGUGCGGACAAUAUUCCAUUAAGUGAUGGUUGGAUUCAUAAUGUCAUAACAAAUUGUUGGAAACAAUUGACACAUUUACCUAAAACAAGACCCAGGUUAUGGCACACUGCCUGUUUGGGAAAAGAAAAUGAAAUAAUGGUAUUUGGUGGGAGCAAAGAUGAUUUACUUUCCUUGGAUACAGGUCACUGUAAUGAUUUAUUGAUCUUUCAAACACAACCUUAUUCACUACUCAGGUUAUGCCUUGAUUGCAUUGGUAAAAAUGCUAUAAUUUUAGAAAGUCAAAUAUCUUUAUUACCUCCUAAACUUCUGCAACAAGUACUCAAAAAAAUCACAUUUUGGACUGCAGCUAAGCACCGAGAUGAACAAAGAGCCCAAAAAGAAGAAACAGAAAAUAAGUGUCAGUGGAUCAGUAGGAAUUAAAUUGUUAUAUAUUCUCUAUAUUUAGUGUGUUUAAACAUUUAAAUCAGACUGUAUAUUUACACCCCAAACUGGAGUCUUUCUUUAGAAGAUAAAAUUUGAAGCAAAAAUGCUAUGUUAAAGUGAUUACAUAGCAUAGGAUAUAUGGGAAUGAGAUGUUAAUGACAGAUUAAUUUAUAUUUCUAAAAUAAAUUCCUUAUGAACUGCAGAAAAAGUAUACUUUCUGAAAGUAAGGAUAAUUGUAGGAGACUUAAGUCAUUGUGUAUUCACUACUGGAAAGAUUAUACAAAUUUGAGGAGAAUAAGAAAUUACUCAAGGACUUUAGAAAUCAUAAUGAUAUAUAAAUUAAUGAUAAUGAUACAUACAUAAAAACACAACAUAUCAACUUUUAGAAAGAUUUUCUCAAGUCACUUAAAAAUUUUUAAGUCUUCUCAUUAAAUAACUGUUAUUUAACACCUUCUUAAAUAACAUCUCCUAAUACAGCUGGCCCAAUUAUAAAAUAGGCAAACACUGGUGUGGUAGUAAAUGCGGAGUGCCUGCCCUUCUGGCACUCAUCUAGGAAAGCAGCCUCAGGCAUUAGCAAAGCUUUCCCCUUUUCUUUCUGUAGGUUUUCUUCGACCUUUAUUUGGGUAUGGAAAUAAAUGGAUUCAAUUGCUUUCCAUUACCCCUAAUUUAUUUGUCUAAACUAAUAUAUAGAUACCUAGCUAUAUAUAUUUAUAAAGACUAAUACACUAUAUAUGUCUAUAGUCUAUUAGUCUAUAGUCUCUCUAUAUAUUAGUGUAUAUAUAUAAAGACCAUGUUUUAAAGUUUCUAAAAUGGAGGUUUAUUUGUCAUACAGGCUUUGAAUUAUUGAGGGGGAGUAUAUUUAUUAAUUGAUGAGACAUUAAAAUGUAUUUUGCCUUGAAGAGUGCUUCUACAGUAGUUUUCAUAAAUAAUGAAAUGGAAUGGUAAUGUAGUAAUUUGCCUUUAUUGAAACCCCUCAGUUUGGCCCACCCCAUUCUACAAAGUCGAUG